AAAUUACACCAUUCCAGAUGGGCCGAGAGCUGAUCGUUUGACUUCAGAUGAUCACGUUCAGACGAACCCGAUGCCUGGCUGUUCGAUGAAAAUUUUUUCGGGGGAUCCCACGCAACACGAAGUUGCCGAAAGCGUUAAAAUAGGCGACCCCUUGACCCUCGUCGUGUCGAUAGACGAACAGGACACCUACGGACUGAGAGUAACGGACUGCCUGGUGCGGGACGGACUCGGAUGGGGCGAACAAAAACUCAUCAACGACGACGGUUGUCCGCUUGACAAGGAGAUCAUGGGAGUCUUCGAGUAUUCCAAGGGCAGAACGAGAGCUUCUGUGCAAUUCCAGGCUCACAAAUUCCCUUACACCGCAUCAGUUUACUAUCAGUGCAACGUCAAGCUCUGUCUAAAGUCUGAUAAUGGCUGUGAAUACGUGACGCCUCCCGAGUGUGGAAUCAGCAGCAACCGAAUUCGAAGGCAGGCUAUAGACCCUAGCAGUGAAGGAACUCCAGCAACUAUCGAGGUGUACAGCGGCCUUUAUGUCAACGAAGACAACGACCCCGAAAAAGCUGCACCUGAAGACGGCGCUGUUUACAGCAAAAAGACUUCAGAUGACAGUAUUUGCAUAUCGCAGCACAGUUUUGCAGUUGGAAUUUGUGUGGCUGGAUUAAUUUUAAUGUUAGCUGUUGUAGCAGCAAUUUUAUGUCUCCUUGCAAGUAGGAGACGUCAUAAAUCCACUUCAAACACAGGCAGCUCAAUAUACAGUGGUCCAUAUACAAACACUGCCUAUAGUCACACUAGUUAGGAACUUAACUUUAUUUUCAAAUUCCUUCUUACUAUUUCCCUUCAAUUAAUUACGACGAAAUCAACGAGACGAUUAAUCGACUUUCAAACGAUUGAACGCCAUUAAAGAAAAGUGAUAACAGUAGGUUUUAGGUGCCAUUGCAACAACUAUUUACUUUUUUAAUUUUUUAAAGACUUGCUCACGUUAGUCAUACUUUGCUCCUUUAAACUGCCAUACACCUAAAUUGCUUAUAUUAAGGGUGACUUAAGAACACGUAAUUAGAGUUACAUAAAUUAAAAUCAAUCUAUAAUAACAAAAUAUAAACAUAUUUAUCUAGAAAAUACGUAUUUCGAUUUUAGUAUUAAUUGUAUUUCCUAUUUUUCGUAUGGUAGGUAGAUACUAUACAUGCAAUUCAAGCUUUAAUAUUUGGAGCAAUUAGGUUUAAUAUGGGAUUUUGGUGAAGGGUAUCUAUUAAUAAAUUUGCAAAUUCUGUAACAACAGCAUGUACAAAACGUACAGCUCUUGUUAAAUUUGCAAAUGUUUUGUUAUUUUUAUACAUUUACAAAUAAUCGUUUGAGAUGAUGUUGCAUUUUUUCAAUAUAAUUUUAAUAGUUGGAAUGUUAUUAAUCUGUAACUGUAGACAUUUUAACUUAUCUGACCUGGAGUCACAGUGACAUUGAUUACCUCUAGUUUGUAUAUAUUUCUAUACGAAUUUAAUGUCGCUCUGAUUCAUGGUCAACAAGUCACGUUACAGAACAAAGUAAAUUUGUUUAAAUCAAAAGACUAAAAGGUGCUUAU
This is a messenger RNA of Agrilus planipennis (emerald ash borer), 1573 nucleotides long. RefSeq lists its product as uncharacterized. The transcript has 4 exons. The coding region runs from base 71 to 796 and encodes 241 amino acids. The record is from RefSeq and is a predicted model, not a curated record. Lineage: Eukaryota; Metazoa; Arthropoda; Insecta; Coleoptera; Buprestidae.